AAUGAAACCCAAAGAUUGAACCAACGACAGGCAAAUCGGAGGCAAAAUGCAUAUCCACCCAAUCCCCAAAGUAUACCCGAAUUCCAGAAAAUAUAAACCCUACAUUUCAUUCCAUUUGAUUAACAAAGAAAGAAAGAUAUUUUGAUUUCUUCUUGUAAUCGUAUGGGCGGUUGGUUUUUAGGAGAGAUCGAUUUGAAUUACAGGUUUUGGGCUGUCGUGAAAUGGACACUUUGGACAAUUUGUUAGGUCUUCUUAAAAUCAAGGUUAAAAGAGGCAUAAAUCUUGUCAUUCGUGAUUUUCGAUCCAGCGAUCCCUAUUGCGUUUUCAAAAUGGGCGAACAGAGGCUGAAGACUCACAUUAUCUAUGGAGACCUCAACCCAGUGUGGGAUCAAGACUUGACUCUUUCCAUCGAAGAUCCCGAUCUUCCAAUUGAAUUGUUGGUGUUUGAUCAUGACACGUUUACCAGGGACGAUGAAAUGGGGGAUGCAGAUUUUGACAUCCAACCAUUUCUGGAGGCACUUAAGAUGCAUCUAGAUACUGAAACGGUUCCAGAUGGCACUAUUAUAAAGCGGAUUGAGCCGUCGAGAUCAAACUGCCUCUCUGAAGAAAGUUGUGUGAUGUGGAAAGAUGGUCAGAUCGUUCAAAACAUGCUUCUUAGAUUGCGGAAUGUUGAAUCUGGUGAAAUUGAAAUCGAGUUGCAUUGGAUUGACAUUCCGGGUGCCCAUCACAUUUAGAAUGUGUUGUGUUAUGAGUUUUAUUGUUUGUCUAUGGUCGAACGUAUUUAAGGUCCUGAUUUCUUGCAAGCACGGUUUGUUUGGACAAUUGCGGGUCCAUCACAGUGAUAACAUUGCAUACUCGUGGAUGUUGCUUUCUUGUUCCUUAUUGGUUUUUGUACUCCUUUUGAGACACGACCUUAGUUGUCUCCCUACCUUUCUCA
Molecule: messenger RNA, 937 nt
Organism: Helianthus annuus (common sunflower)
Lineage: Eukaryota; Viridiplantae; Streptophyta; Magnoliopsida; Asterales; Asteraceae
Product: protein C2-DOMAIN ABA-RELATED 3
Exons: 3
Coding region: 222-734 (170 amino acids)
Source: RefSeq, a predicted model, not a curated record